AAAGUGCUUAAUUAGGUUUAUUAAGCAUGGCUCUUUCUCGUACUCUAAUAAUAAUCCUUGUUGCAUUUUCUACCAUCUUCUCAACCAUAGCUGUCGAAGAAUACAUAGUUGGAGAUGACUAUGGUUGGAGAACAUUAUUUGAUUACCAAGCUUGGGCUGCAGACAAGAAUUUCUAUGUUGGGGACCGGAUUGAAUUGAAUAUGUUUAUAGUGUUCAAGUAUGUUCCCGGGUGGGACAACGUGGUGAGAGUGAAUCCAGAUGAGUUUAUAACUUGUUCAGUUUCUCCUAAUGCAAUAACAUUGAGUAGUGGAGAAGAUGAGAUUAUAUUUGGAGGCACAGGGGCAAGAUGGUACAUUUCAAGUAUUGGUAAUCAUUGUAAAUUGGGACAAAAGCUUGCUAUAUAUGUGUGGCCAGCAUGGUUUCCUCCAUUACCUUCUCCUGCACCAUGGACUCCUAUAACACCUUCCGCUGAUCCUCCUUAUACACCACCUGCACCAUGGACUCCUAUAACGCCUUCAAUAGUUACGCCACCUGCACCAUUGACUCCUAUAAUGCCUCCUUCUGAACCUCCUUAUGCACCAUCUGCACCAUGGACUCCAAUAACACCUUCCGCUGAUCCUCCUUAUACACCACCUGCACCAUGGACUCCUAUAACGCCUUCAAUAGUUACGCCACCUGCACCAUUCACUCCUAUAAUGCCUCCUUCUGAACCUCCUUAUGCACCAUCUGCACCAUGGACUCCUAUUACACCUUCGGUCGAGCCUCCUUAUGCACCUGCACCAUGGACUCCUAUAACGCCUUCACCUGAACCUCCUUAUGCACCAUGGACUCCUAUAACACCUUCAACUGAAUCUCCUUAUGCACCUCAAAUAAUACCUACCCCAAUCGCACAAGCACCACGGACUCCUGGAACACCUUCAUCUUCUAUAUCUCCUGCACCUGCACCUUCCUCCCAGCUUCAUUAUGCUUCAUGGACUACUAGCUUCUCCCACUUUGCUCGAUCAAUGCCAAAGAAACCAUUCAAAAUAUCUCAUUCAAAUUUACUAGGUGUUUGA
Messenger RNA from Arachis stenosperma, 1055 nucleotides. RefSeq names its product vegetative cell wall protein gp1-like. Gene Ontology annotation, molecular function: electron transfer activity. Gene Ontology annotation, cellular component: plasma membrane. The transcript has 2 exons. NCBI's taxonomy places the organism in Eukaryota, Viridiplantae, Streptophyta, Magnoliopsida, Fabales, Fabaceae. The record is from RefSeq and is a predicted model, not a curated record. The coding region runs from base 27 to 1055 and encodes 342 amino acids.